GGAACGGCAACGGAAAGCGAAUGUCAAAUGAAAUUUUAGCUGCAUGCAAAUCAAUCGGAUAGCUCGCAAUGAUGACGGCGCGGGAAAAGCGGCUUAGUACUAGAAGUACUAAACCGCGUUUGGUUUUCAAAAAUAUCAAAAAUAGCGGUAGUGGAAAUCAUUUGAAGUUGUGAAAAUGAAGCUAUCAGACGAUGAACAGAUUUUAAUUUCACAGAAUUUCAAUAACAAAUUGAUAAACUGUAUCAAAAAGUGUCCAGUUAUUUUUGCGAAAUCGGAAAAACUGUUUCGAAACAAUAUCAAAAAAGAUGCGGCAUGGCGAAAAGUUGCUGAGGAAAUGCAAAUGUCUGAGAAAAAGGUGAAAAAUAAAUGGAAGAAUCUACGCGAUAGAUUUGUAAAAGAGAAUCGGGAAGUCACCCGCACGUCCAAUUCUGGUGCUGGACAGGACGAUGUGUAUGUUUCAAAUUGGCCACUAUAUAGCGAACUACUUUUCCUCGCAAAUCAUUGCAAAAGCCGACCACUACCGGUAGUUAUGGCUUUUCUGAGCAAAGUUCUUCAAAUACACAUCCGGAACAAUAUAUGAAUGAGUAUGCCGAAAACGAGACUGGACCACCCCUUAUCCAGACGUGGUACUUGAGGAAGUUGUACUUGACGAGACAGUGUUGGACGAUUCUCCGAAGACGACAGGUAGGAAGAAAAGGAAGACGAAUAUUGACGGCAGGAUCCAUACCAUUCUGGACGAGGUGCAGAACAUGGUUACUGUUCCUGACAGAAAUAAUUGUAAACGGCACACUUCAUUUGGCCGAAA
This is a messenger RNA of Armigeres subalbatus, 805 nucleotides long. RefSeq lists its product as uncharacterized. Lineage: Eukaryota; Metazoa; Arthropoda; Insecta; Diptera; Culicidae. The transcript has 3 exons. The record is from RefSeq and is a predicted model, not a curated record. Bases 176 to 580 code for a protein of 134 amino acids.